UGGCAUGCAAUCACUACGGCGACCUAGAGGGGGAGCUGUGCAACCUAGCGCUAUGCAUUAUGGGGCGGACGUAGCUCUUGCCCUUCCAUAGUUCUUCGACGAAGAGAAGCUGACGUUUGAGAAACCAGCAAGUCGGCUAGUCUAAUACUGGUUAGUUAGAAUUUUAAGAGACUGCAGUGGCACGGGAAGUGCCACACUCGGAGCGUGAUAUGGGGCAGAAUGAUCUGAUGAGCAAUGCGGAGGACGUGGCCGACCAGUUCCUGAGAGUUACCAAGCAAUACCUUCCUCAUGUGGCACGCCUGUGUCUUAUCAGCACCUUCCUAGAGGAUGGCAUUCGCAUGUGGUUCCAGUGGAAUGAGCAGCGGGAUUACAUCGAGGCUACCUGGAACUGUGGCUACUUCCUGGCCGCCUGCUUCGUUUUAGUGAAUCUACUAGGACAACUAGGCAGCUGUGUCCUUAUUCUCAGUAGGAAUUUUGUACAGUAUGCCUGCUUCGGAUUAUUUGGAAUCAUUGCAUUACAAACUAUUGCCUACAGCAUUUUAUGGGAUCUCAAAUUCUUGAUGAGGAACCUAGCUCUCGGUGGAGGUCUCCUGCUGUUGCUGGCGGAAUCGCGUGGGGAAGGCAAGAGCAUGUUUGCCGGGGUGCCGUCCAUGGGGGAGCACUCGCCCAAGCAGUACAUGCAGCUGGGAGGACGGGUCCUCUUGGUGCUCAUGUUCAUGACUCUGGUGCACUUUGACCUCAGCUUAAUCUCUAUUCUGCAAAACCUGGUCGGCAUGGCUCUGAUUGUAUUGGUGGCAGUCGGCUUCAAGACCAAGCUGGCAGCCCUUACCCUAGUGCUGUGGCUGUUUGGGGUCAACGUGUACUUUAACGCCUUCUGGACAGUGCCUGCUUACAAGCCCAUGCAUGACUUUCUCAAGUAUGACUUCUUCCAGACCAUGUCAGUGAUCGGCGGGCUGCUACUGAUUGUGGCACUGGGGCCUGGUGGCGUGUCAAUGGACGAGAAGAAGAAAUCAUGGUGAGACGCCAUCAAGGACCCCGUGACCCCGCCACCCACCCCAACCUUCACCGAACAUGGCCUAAGCAGUACGCCCCUCCACCAUCUACCACCUCAGCACUGUCACUCUUGGUCUUGGCUGUAUGUUAGUCUCCCUUCCCUCUAGCUCAUUUCUACAAGACUGUCCUCCACAGGCACCUGUAAUGGUUUGCAAUAUUUAUUUUGUUAUGGUUACUUAUUACGAGGUGGCCAUCGCUCUAUUUGGGGACAUUGAGGACCUAGCCAUUUAUUUGUUAUUUGCCUUUUAACAGUGUAUUUGUACUUGUAUACUGUAAUUGUUUUACUUUUCAAUGUGUCCUACUUUGGUGCAUCUUCUGUUUCCAUGCCAUUGGUAUAGCCACCCCCUAACCAAAGACACAAACCACUGUUUUAGAGGAUUGUUUUGGUAAUGUAUAAAUAACUGUGGCUAUUUUUUGUGCUGAUUUGGUUUUGCAAAAUAGAUGCAUUACAAAUUUACUAUAUUUUGGUCAGGUAAGUUUUUAUGAGGGGGCAAAUGUAUUUCUAUCAAAUAAUGAGUUUUGAUGAACAAGGGAUUAAGAAAAUAAUUGACAUGUGACAACUUGACAUAAAGGCAUGAUUGCUGCUUUGUUUGGUGAAACAUGGUCUGCGUUCUAUUAUUUAUGUUUUUCUUUUUUGUGUGCCUAUUCAAAUGCCUUGUAGACGUCCAUGAAAACCUCAGGCUUACCUGACACAUUAUAGACACAUUCACAUAAGGGUAGAGAUGAUUUAUCCUUGAAACGGUUUCCACUUCAUUUACAUGUAAAAUGGAGGGGGGUGGGGAGCUUGUAAGCUUCAGCAUUUCUAUUUUUUACAUUUAAUAAUUUUGUCACAUGAUUCCUUGUUGCCUGUUAAACUAUUCCAUGAAAAAGGUGUGAGUGCUGCCAUUUGUCUAAAGUUUACAGUUGGUUAUAGUACUCUGUAUCAUUUAGCAAAAUUGGGCCAUUUAGCAUCAAAGCCCUGUUGUCUUUAGUCUUAAUUAGUUUGUUUUUCCAUUGAAUAAAGUAUAAGGAAAAAUGCUUUUCUAUUAUGUGGUUUUGAAAAUGUUUUAAAAUCAAACCAGGAGUAAAUGUUGGUGUGUGUUUUAUUAUGGUUCACUGUCAUUGUAGGAUAUCUCUUACUGUUGGUAUUGAGUGCUAAUUAAAACAAUAGUUAAGCCUACCCUGCUAUUUUGAAUCUCCAGGUAGACAGCUGUUAAUUUUCUACUUUUUUUUAAUUACAAUUUUAGAAAAAGUUGAUUGGCUUUGAUAUAUUUAACCUAUUUAGACAUAUUAUAAAGUAAUGACAAAUGCAUGCCUCUACAACAGGUAUUCACCCCCUUGGACUUUUUUCUAUUUUGUACUUUGUUACAACAUGAAAUGAAAAUGGAUUUAAUUUGUUGUGCCACUGUUCAACACAACAAAAGUUCAUAUUGUCAAAGUGAAAAAUAAAUCUGCAAAUUAUUCUGAAUUAAAAAUGCAAAACAGAAUA
Messenger RNA from Esox lucius (northern pike), 2521 nucleotides. It is a transcript of the gene surf4l, whose product is annotated as surfeit 4, like. The record is from RefSeq and is a predicted model, not a curated record. The transcript is spliced from 6 exons. Gene Ontology annotation, biological process: Golgi organization. Gene Ontology annotation, cellular component: endoplasmic reticulum; endoplasmic reticulum-Golgi intermediate compartment; membrane. Bases 210 to 1019 code for a protein of 269 amino acids. Lineage: Eukaryota; Metazoa; Chordata; Actinopteri; Esociformes; Esocidae.